This is a messenger RNA of Drosophila innubila, 1335 nucleotides long. RefSeq names its product homeobox protein B-H1. Bases 1 to 876 code for a protein of 291 amino acids. Gene Ontology annotation, biological process: animal organ development; regulation of transcription by RNA polymerase II. Lineage: Eukaryota; Metazoa; Arthropoda; Insecta; Diptera; Drosophilidae. Gene Ontology annotation, cellular component: nucleus. The transcript has 3 exons. The record is from RefSeq and is a predicted model, not a curated record. Gene Ontology annotation, molecular function: DNA-binding transcription factor activity, RNA polymerase II-specific; RNA polymerase II cis-regulatory region sequence-specific DNA binding.
AUGCAAAGUUCGAAAUCGUUUUUGAUACGCGAUCUACUGGGAGACCUCAUCAAUCGCCGACAAACGGAUUCUGAAAUCGAAUUAUCCAACGAUGACUCGGACAUAGACAUUGAGGAUCGAUCGACACCGGAUUCCAGGUCGAAUGGUUGCCAGCAGGAUUUGUUGCUGUCGCAUCACUACAACCACAACGAUGAGUCCAGUGUGGAGUCGUGUGGCACGGCAACGCCAGGACCUGCCACGGGUCAUGGUCAUGGUCAUGGAUCAGGAUCAGGCGCAGGCGCAGGCGCAGGAUUAAGUGCGGCAGCUGCUGCGGCUGGCAUGGCAGCGGGUCUGCUGGCAGCCGCAGUUGCCGCUGACGGCUCGUCGGUUGGAGGUGGUACACCUGGUGGAGCCGGUGGAGCUGGCAACCUGAGCAGUGGCAGCUAUGCGGAGCACAAGUUGCAGCUCAGCAAAAGCGGCAGAAAGCCGAGGCGACGACGCACGGCCUUUACACAUGCUCAGUUGGCCUAUUUGGAGCGCAAGUUUCGUUGCCAAAAAUAUUUAAGUGUCGCCGAUCGCAGCGAUGUGGCCGAAACAUUGAAUCUGUCGGAGACACAGGUCAAAACCUGGUACCAGAAUCGACGCACCAAGUGGAAGCGUCAGAAUCAGCUGCGUUUGGAGCAGCUGCGUCAUCAGGCAACGCUGGAGAAGGACUUUGCGGUGCAGGAGAAUGGCGCUGGCGGCGCUCUCGGCUGUUGCCCCAGCGGUUUGUCCAGCUCGUUUAGUGCCGCCGCCGCCGCUGCCGCAGCGGCAAGCAAUCCGUGCAACUUCCUGACCUCGGCCGCAGCAGCGGCAAUAUUCCGCAACGUUGGCUAUGUGCACGGCUGUCCCAUGUAGAGACAACACACUUGCAACAUGCAUCAUGCAACAUGCGGCAUGCAACAUGCGGCAUGACGUAUUGUCAUCGCUUUCCCUCGCUUGCCUAUGUAAAUAAUAUAUAUAAAUGUUUUUGUGCAAUACACGAAUCUGUGCUUUCAACGAAUUCUCGAUUAAUCGAUAAACGAUUUAUCGAUUAUUUGUAUUAUCGAUAAAUUGAGCUAUCGAUUUAUCGAAAAGUCCUGUUUAACAAACCAAUACCCAUCUCCUGCCUAUCCCCCUAAAAGUCCUCUCUCCGCACGCCAGAUCUAAUCAUAAACAUUAGGCUUAGUCAAAUUAACUGUAAUAUACACGCACACAAACAUACACACACACACACACACACACAAUUACAAUUGUAAACACCAUGCACUAUAUAAAAGUUUUUUUUUGUGAAAAAUAAAAAUUGGAUUGCAUAUUUGAUAAAGUUCGUUAUGAAAA